Molecule: messenger RNA, 1725 nt
Organism: Protopterus annectens (West African lungfish)
Lineage: Eukaryota; Metazoa; Chordata; Ceratodontiformes; Protopteridae
Gene: METRNL
Product: meteorin like, glial cell differentiation regulator
Exons: 4
Coding region: 239-1108 (289 amino acids)
Biological process (GO): positive regulation of brown fat cell differentiation; energy homeostasis
Molecular function (GO): hormone activity
Source: RefSeq, a predicted model, not a curated record
AAGGCUCAGUGUAAAGUCGUUUCAGUGCUCGUUAUCAUCUAUGUUUGUUGAAGGGACUUAACAGAGGACCGCGGCAGUAUUGCGUCCAGCCCUCGAAAGGUACUAGGACUUGUAUUGGAAUGUUUUCGUGACGCUAGCUUUGGAUUCAGGAUAGGGGACUCUUUGGACCACCAUGUAGCACCACAGAUGCCCAAGCCCGGAGUUUGCUGGCGGUCAUUGGGUCAUAAAACUGGAGAAAAUGCUGCCCUCAGUGACAGUUGCCUUGGCCAUACUUGUGCUGAUGCUGUUUAAAGCGGUCACAUCUCAGCAGUAUUCAACCGAUCUGUGCAGCUGGAAGGGAAGUGGGCUGACGCACGAGUCUCACCUGAGGGACGUGGAACAGGUUUAUCUCCGUUGUUCUGAAGGGUCGUUACAGUGGCUCUAUCCAACUGGCGCACUUAUUGUCAACCUACGACCGAAUGUUUUGUCAUCUUCAUACAAAUAUUUGACUGUCUGCAUAAAACCCUUCAAGGACUCAAAAGGAGCUAAUAUUUAUUUGGAAAAAUCUGGAAAACUGAAGCUACUAGUUAGCGAAGAACUCCCUAACCCUAAUAAAGUGUACUGUUAUAGCAGUGACCAGGGAGUGCUAUUCAUUGAAGCAACACCACGACAAGACAUUAGUAGGAAGAUUACAGGCUUCCAGUAUGAACUUAUUAGUCAAAGAGCAGUCUCGAAUCUGUACACAGUUUCUGCAUCCUGCCGUCCUUGCAGUGAUACAGAAGUCCUGUUGGCUGCAUGCACUAGUGAUUUUGUUGUUAGAGGAGUCAUCCAAGGUGUGUCACAUGACUCUGAACAACAAGAGUCUGUAAUAGAUGUCAGCGUUGCUAGACUUUACAAGCAAAAAAGCAAAAUUUUUCAGCCUGUGCAGAAUGGUGUGAGGUGGCUGGGCAAAAUAAAAACACCACUGGAGUGCGGAGUAAGGCAAGGAGAGGGAGAGUUCCUUUUCACGGGGAGUAUGCACUUUGGGGAGGCCGGACUGGGCUGUGCCCCUCGUUUUAAAGACUUCCAAAAGAUUUACCAAGAAGCAAAAAGCAAAGGGUUAAACCCUUGUGAAAUUAGCACAGACUGAAAUGUGGGGAUAUUUGACUUUGGACCAGCUGCUAACUGUGCUUUGUUUUGGGGACUCUAAAGAGCCUAGACAUAAAGAACAUGGUACGAGUUACUCGAGGUUACAGUCUGGACAUGAACAGUAAAAGAAGAAACCACUCUAGCCAUGGGAAGGACUUUGGAGUGUAUGCCCGCAGAUGCUGCCAGUGCUUAAAUAAAGGAGACUUUGGCACUGGCUCUAAGUGUUGCCUAGCAACAGGACUCCAUUAAAAAUAAUUGUAAGGCUUUCAGUUCAGGACUAAGUUAUUUUAAUAAAAUGCACCUGGAAACUCUUUGUCUUAAAUGCAUCAUGGAAUGAAUAAUUCUAAAGCCCAAAUGUUGUUGUCUUACAAAACAUGUAAUAUUGGCCCCCAUGUAUGUUCUCUUAAGUUGUUUUGAAGUACAGCAAACCUUAAGGAGAAAUUAACAUCAGUGCUUUGUAAAAAGCUUGGUGUAAGUGUAAACUUGUUUCUUAUAACAGAAAUGUGUGAAGCCAAAUGAUUUUAAUAAGAAUGUACGUUGCAGUCUGUGAUUUUUUUCAGGCUGGUGUAUUGUUAAUAAAGACCCUUCCAGGGGAAUAAAUUCUCUGGAUUAAAUCCA